Messenger RNA from Cooperia oncophora, 636 nucleotides. NCBI's taxonomy places the organism in Eukaryota, Metazoa, Nematoda, Chromadorea, Rhabditida, Trichostrongylidae. The record is from the annotation of a GenBank genome assembly.
AUGAAAAUGCGAGACGAUCGUCCAGAGGAGUGGCCUCCACUCUUAGAUAAACGCCAAAUCCAGGAUAUGGUUCAUGGCCCAAUCUGUUUAUUUCAUCCAUUGGAUCGGAUAGUGGAUACGAGAGAAUUUCAACGUCUCCGAGAUCUGAAACAACUAGGAGUCACCUACUUGGUGUAUCCUUGUAGCACUCAUAGCAGAUUUGUACAUAGACCUAUUGGUUGGCUUUCAAAUUCGUUGAGAUUCUCAAACGGGAUCCUUACAUUGAACAUUACUGGGCAGGAUCAUCUCUGUGUGUCCUUAGCGGCACUAUGUCACGAUCUUGGUCAUGGCCCAUUCUCACAUUUAUUUGAUGGAGCUUUUCGGGAGGCCUCCAGAGCAGCUAAAUAUACGGACUCAAAUGGACGUUGGCUGCCUCGUGGUCGUUCAGUGGAAAGGUCAUUUCUGUUUGUUAUCGUUGCCAACGACAACGAUUCCUGUGAUGUGGAUAAGUUUGACUAUCUCGUCAGAGAUUCACUCAGCGCCGGUAUCCCGAUCCCUCUGAACAUGCACAGCCUUGAAAGAUUAAUGGAAAAUGCUAAAGUACUGCCGGAUCCCCACCGUGGAUAUCACCGGAUAUGCUACGCUAAAAAGGUUUGA